This is a messenger RNA of Mesoplodon densirostris (Blainville's beaked whale), 3181 nucleotides long. RefSeq names its product BTB domain containing 1 (gene BTBD1). Lineage: Eukaryota; Metazoa; Chordata; Mammalia; Artiodactyla; Ziphiidae. The record is from RefSeq and is a predicted model, not a curated record. The transcript is spliced from 8 exons. Gene Ontology annotation, cellular component: P-body; cytosol. Bases 85 to 1542 code for a protein of 485 amino acids. Gene Ontology annotation, biological process: neurogenesis. Gene Ontology annotation, molecular function: protein binding.
UGCCGGCCUGGGGGGGCGGCCUCGGCGAUGGCGGCUGGGCGGCGGGAGCGCUGUCUCUAACCCGCAGAGCCGCGCCGCUGGAGGAUGGCCUCGCUCGGACCGGCAGCUACGGGCGAGCAGGUCCCGGGGGCUGAGGCGGAGCCGGGCGCCGCGGGACCGCCGCCGCCACCGCCGCCGCCGCCGCCGUCCUCUCUGGGGCCCCUGCUCCCCCUGCAGCGGGAGCCGCUGUACAACUGGCAGGCGACCAAGGCGUCGCUGAAGGAGCGCUUCGCGUUCCUCUUCAACUCGGAGCUGCUGAGCGAUGUGCGCUUCGUGCUGGGAAAGGGCCGCGGCGCCGCCGCCGCUGGGGGGCCGCAGCGCAUCCCCGCCCACCGCUUCGUGCUGGCUGCCGGCAGCGCCGUCUUCGACGCCAUGUUCAACGGCGGCAUGGCCACCACGUCGGCCGAGAUCGAGCUGCCCGACGUGGAGCCCGCCGCCUUCCUGGCGCUGCUGAGAUUUCUCUAUUCAGAUGAAGUUCAAAUUGGCCCAGAAACAGUCAUGACCACUCUUUAUACUGCUAAGAAAUAUGCAGUCCCAGCCUUGGAAGCACAUUGUGUGGAAUUUCUCACCAAACAUCUGAGGGCAGAUAAUGCCUUUAUGUUACUUACUCAGGCUCGAUUAUUUGAUGAACCUCAGCUUGCUAGUCUUUGUCUAGACACAAUAGACAAAAGCACAAUGGAUGCAAUAAGUGCAGAAGGGUUUACUGAUAUUGAUAUAGACACACUCUGUGCAGUUCUAGAAAGAGACACUCUCAGUAUUAGAGAAAGUCGACUUUUUGGAGCUGUUGUACGGUGGGCAGAAGCGGAAUGUCAAAGACAACAAUUGCCUGUGACUUUUGGAAACAAACAGAAAGUUCUAGGGAAAGCACUGUCCUUGAUCCGGUUCCCGCUGAUGACCAUUGAGGAGUUUGCAGCCGGGCCUGCUCAGUCUGGAAUUCUGUCAGAUCGUGAAGUGGUAAACCUCUUUCUUCAUUUUACUGUCAAUCCUAAGCCCCGAGUUGAAUACAUUGAUCGACCAAGAUGCUGCCUCAGAGGAAAGGAAUGCUGCAUCAAUAGAUUCCAGCAAGUAGAGAGCCGGUGGGGUUACAGUGGAACAAGUGAUCGAAUCAGGUUCACAGUUAAUAGAAGAAUCUCUAUAGUCGGAUUUGGUUUAUAUGGAUCUAUUCAUGGUCCCACGGAUUAUCAAGUGAAUAUACAGAUCAUUGAAUAUGAAAAAAAACAAACCCUGGGACAAAAUGAUACUGGAUUUAGUUGUGAUGGGACUGCUAACACAUUCAGGGUCAUGUUCAAAGAACCCAUAGAGAUCCUACCCAACGUGUGCUACACAGCAUGCGCAACACUCAAAGGUCCAGAUUCCCACUAUGGCACAAAAGGACUGAAGAAAGUAGUGCAUGAAACACCUACUGCUAGCAAGACUGUUUUUUUCUUUUUUAGUUCCCCUGGCAAUAAUAAUGGCACUUCAAUAGAAGAUGGACAAAUACCAGAAAUAAUAUUUUAUACAUAAUUCAGCAUUAUAAUACAUACUGGCUAAAUAGCACCAUACAGUCUAGUCUCAAAGGCAUAAAAAACUGGCCACAGAAAAGAGUUUCCGUGUUAUGAAUAUUUAUAACUAAGAUAAGAGACAUUUUAGUUUCUUAGAAAAGAUAGAUAAGUGUUGACUUAAAUCUCUGCAUGAUUUAAAGGGAGAUUUUCCAUUUUCUUAUAACGUUAGGGGAAAAAAGAACCGGUUUAAUUGUUUAAAAAAAACACACAGCUAUUUCAGCUUUAUCUUGCAUAAUUUCAUAGAUUAGCUGACUCAUGAUCUUUCAGCAGUUUUAUAACUGAAAGAUUCUUGUUUUAUAUAGCUGGUUUGUUUUUUUUCCUGUUUUAACUGUUUUGAAGGUUACAUAAGAUGAGGUGGGUCAGUAUUCCUACAGAAUUCCUAUUAACUCAAAUAACUAAUUUCAGAAAACGAAGAAAACUGACCUCAUCUUUGGAGUUUCUAACUAUCUGGUGGUUAGCAUUUGCAGUAUUGCUAGAAACAGGCUUAACAAAUGCCAAAGAAAAUCUUCAGUGCAUUUACAGAAAAGGAUAUUUUAUAAUAGUAUAAUAUGUUCCAUAGUACAGUUUUAAAUGAUAAAUGAAAUUUGUACGAAUUCACAAUGUGAUAUAAACAAAGGAUCUAAAGGUGUACUCCGAGACUGGCUUCUUUAUCACUAAGCUGCACCACUGUACAUGUCUCUCUCUGGGGGGAUGCGGUUGAGAAUUCCCAAGACUGAGAUGAUGGCGGUGGUGCUGAUGGUGGCUGAGUAAACAGAUAUCAGUUCAGCUCUGUGGCGAUAAUCUUACACAGCAAGAACUGGAAUGAAAUACUAACAUCUCUAACAGCUGCUUUGAAACUUUAAAGAUAUCCAACAGAAUCACUCCUGAAAAGUAUACUUCCUGUCACCUACACAGUUCUAUCCAAGAAAUAAAAUGUUUAACAUUCAUGACCUCACUGUCACAGGUACAGCUGCCUAAGGAGGGGAUAGGAAGUAUAUUGGCAGAAUGACAUUUAUACAGUUUUAUAAAGCAAAAUUUUUAUGUAAAAUUUUUUCUUUCCCUUCAAAAUGAUUAUCUCAUUAAAAAUAUAUGUGUGACUGGGCUUCCCUGGUGGCACAGUGGUUGAGAGUCCGCCUGCCAAUGCAGGGGACACGGGUUCGUGCCCCGGUCUGGGAAGAUCCCACAUGCCGCGGAGCGGCUGGGCCCGCAAGCCAUGGCCGCUGAGCCUGCGCGUCCGGAGUCUGUGCUCUGCAGCGGGAGAGGUCACAGCAGUGAGAGGCCCGCGUACCGUAAAUAUAUAUAUAUAUAUAUACAUAUAUAUAUAUAUAUAUGUAUGUAUGUAUGUGUGUGUGUGAUUAAGCUAUAUCAAAUAGUUGUGGAAGAUGUGUAGAAAUCACAAUUCUUUUAAGUUUCAACUUUAAAAAUUUUUUCUAAAUGGUAAUUAGGAUAAAAAAAAUUUCCAUCUAAAGUAGUAUUUAAUAUUUUCAAUAAGGUAGUGAGGUGUGGUGGUGGCAGAGGUCUCAUGUAACUGCAGGUAGUCACACAAGGGACAAGAACCGUUUACUGACAUGGGACAUACCCUGGAAUUUUUUAAAAAUAAAUAUCUAUUGUACUUUUAUUUA